This is a messenger RNA of Panonychus citri (citrus red mite), 1587 nucleotides long. Its product is annotated as forkhead box protein fkh-2-like. The transcript has a single exon. Gene Ontology annotation, molecular function: DNA-binding transcription factor activity; sequence-specific double-stranded DNA binding. The record is from RefSeq and is a predicted model, not a curated record. NCBI's taxonomy places the organism in Eukaryota, Metazoa, Arthropoda, Arachnida, Trombidiformes, Tetranychidae. The coding region runs from base 572 to 1321 and encodes 249 amino acids. Gene Ontology annotation, cellular component: nucleus. Gene Ontology annotation, biological process: regulation of transcription by RNA polymerase II.
UUCUAUUUUAAAUAAUCAACAAUUAAUUCCCAUCAAUUAAUUAACUAUUAUUGGGGAAAAAAAUUACUUAAUAAUAAGGUAAAUUAAUUGAUUGUAAAACUUAUCAUGUGUAUAAUUGAAUCAAAUUAAACUGAUAACAAUUUAUAUACAUUAUAUUGUUUACCUUAAAGUGCUUACAAUAUGAAAUAACAUUUUUGUAUCAAAUUGGAUAAUAAAAUGCUGACAAUAAAUGAAAAAAAAAUUACAUUAACAGUAAAUGAUUAAUUGGUGAUUAACUUUAAUUGUAAUGCUUAAUUUUUUGUAACUGUCCCUUAAUUUAGGACCCACAAUUUAUUUCAUCCAUUGUACCACCUCCUUGUUUAUCAUCCUCAUCUUCCCAUUGAAAUGAUGAUGAUGGGAACCUUUUCAUUUACUAAACAAGAGUCAAUGGUUAAUAUUAAUUCACCAUCAACACAUCGUAAUAGUUAACAAUCAACUUUUCUCAUUUAGAUGAGCAAUUUAAAUACAUAUAUGUAUCUACAUACAUAAAUCUUUCCAUCAGUUAAUCAAUGAAUGUCUCUGAAUAAUCAUCAUGUCAGUUUCAAAAGUGUUCAAAUAUAAAUCAUUCUCCAUCCGAAGUUUAUUAUAUGAUGAAAUCGAUGACAGUGAUCAGGAAUCAUCAUCAUUACCAAUCAGUGAAUCUAAUCACAGUGAAACUGGACUACAAAUCGACUCGACAACAUCCUCGACAUCCGAUAAUUUGAACAGUGAUGACCAUGAAAACACCGAUAACGAUAAACUCAACAAUAAACCUGAGCACAGUUACAAUGAUCUGAUUGUUAUGGCCAUUGAAAGUAGCCCUCAGAAACGGUUGACCCUUUCGGGGAUUUACAAUUUCAUACGAGAUAAUUAUCCAUAUUAUCGUACUAAUAAACAGGGCUGGCAGAAUUCAAUACGACACAAUUUAUCGUUGAAUAAGUGUUUCAUUAAAGUGCCAAGAAGUUAUGAUGAUCCCGGAAAAGGAAACUAUUGGAUGCUGGAUCCAAUAGGAGUUAAUUCAACCAGUCAAAUUUUGCCUGAAGAAAAUUGUCAAGAAAAUUGUGAAAAAUUGACGAGAAAAAAUAUUCCAUCUCCAUCUCGGAUUAGAUUAUCUCAUUCAUUGAAGAAAACUUCAAUUCCAUUUAAUCAUCACAUUAAUCAUCAUCUUCAUCCUCAUCCCUAUUCUAAUCAAUAUCGAUCACCAAAUACUUACCUUUUCUUAUCCUCGUACCUUAAUCUUAAUCCCUUCAGCUCAUUCAUUUUAAACAGUCUCUCAGUUGGUAAUACGAAAAGCAACAAUUAACAAUCUGAUAAUUGUGCUCAUUUACAAUUAACUUUUAUUUAUAUUUAUAUUAUACGAAACAUUAACCAUUUUGAUAAUGAAACUUUUAUACCUUGAGAAUACUAAUCAUCAAGAUGAUUCUGAUUCUUAUUCCGAAUGAUUUUUUUCAGAAAAAAAUGAGAAAUCGAAACUUUUUGAAAGAAAAAUAAAGUUUUUUUUCCCAACAUAAACUUUUGAUUUGUAAAAAUUUUCCUUUCAUAUUAACAUGAAUUAACUAAUUGUUGAGC